Molecule: messenger RNA, 5758 nt
Organism: Trematomus bernacchii (emerald rockcod)
Lineage: Eukaryota; Metazoa; Chordata; Actinopteri; Perciformes; Nototheniidae
Gene: tmem115
Product: transmembrane protein 115
Exons: 3
Coding region: 911-2044 (377 amino acids)
Biological process (GO): retrograde vesicle-mediated transport, Golgi to endoplasmic reticulum
Cellular component (GO): Golgi apparatus; membrane
Source: RefSeq, a predicted model, not a curated record
CAGACACAGCGCAGGUUAGUAGCUGAACGGUGUACUGGGAGGAGUGCCUGCCAAGAUAAAAUAAUUUUCUCCGACGACUUGCUCUGAAAACACGGAGAAACAACAAACGAGUGAAACAAAGCGUAUAUUAAAGCCCGGGAAAUAUACCCGUUUUGACGCUGUUUCAGGAGCGCCUCUCACAUUGUUUUGAAGGCCUGUUGCUAGCUGCGGGGGAUCCUCGGGCUAGCCCUGUAGACACCGGGCCGAGAGAGCGCAAGAGACCGGGACAGGAGCUCCGCGGGAUAACGACCAGGUUUGACUGACCCUGCCAGUCUUAUCUUAUAACACAAAGAAGACGUAACCUCUCCUGCUCCGGGUGUCGGAUAUAUACAGCGAAACUCCAGGCGCUCUCAGUUUGACAGCUAGCUAACAUUAGCUCUGCUCUGUUUACAAGCUAGCCCAGCCCAGACAGUCUGGAGAAGUUGGCUCUUAGGUGUAUUUGUUUCUGUUAGGAUUUGCGUACUUGGGUCCUUCCGCCUUCAUGCUAGCUGGUGGUGAUUUGUAACCUUGUUGUACUUCUAUGUACGCGGACUGAAGGUCGCCAGCCAGGCAGCUUGAUCAAAAGGUCUCCUAGUUAAGGUUAUCACAUCUUAUCUACUGCUGCCCAAAGUUUGUUAGUCGUUCGAAGAGAAGGAAUAGUCCUACUGAGCUGAUCAUCCACGCUAUCUCUGACCAGUUGAAAGACAGUAUCCCGGAUGAAGGCUCACAGAGAAGUGUGGAUUUUGAUGCUGUCAGGACCUACAGGUGUCACCUGUUCUUCUUGGCAUUAUUAAUCUCACACCGACAUCUGCUCCACCAGAAGCCACUGAUCUGCUGCUCCGCUCCCUUGGGCAGAUUUGCUCAAGAAGGAUCCUCAUCAAAAGAGACCACAAUGAAUCGUUACCUGCCGGUGGCCCGACAGCACUUCCUGGCUGCCCUUGCCAGCACCAGUGUGGUGGUGAAGAGUAUAAGUGCUGUGGUGGUUCUCCUCUACCUACUGUCAUGGGCUGUGGACACUCCAUACGCACUGGGGGUGACACCAGGUUACCUCUUUCCACCCAACUUCUGGGUGUGGACACUGUUGACCCAUGGGGUGGUGGAGCAGCACAUCUGGGGUGUGGCAGUGAAUGUGGGGACAGUGAUGACCUGUGGGCGCCUGCUGGAGCCUCUCUGGGGCGCUCUGGAGCUCCUGAUCUUUUUCGCAGUGGUUAACGUCUCUGCAGGCCUCCUGGCCGGCCUCGCCUACCUCCUCACAUAUGUUGCCACCUUUGACCUCACUUACCUGUUUGCUGUGCGGGCCUACGGAGCAGCCGGGUUCCUGGGAGGAGUGCUGGUGGCGCUGAAGCAGACCAUGGGAGACACUACAGUGCUCAGAGUGCCACAGGUGAGACUCAAAGCAGCACCGGCCCUGGUCCUCCUCUUCCUCUCCUUGCUGCGCCUGUCGGGGCUGCUGGAGAGCUCCGCCCAACUGGCUGCGUACAGCUUCGGCGCCCUGUCCGGUUGGGUGUACCUGCGCUUCUACCAGAGGCACAGCCGGGGCCGCGGGGACAUGUCGGACCACUUCGCCUUCGCUAGCUUCUUCCCGGAGGCGCUGCAGCCGGCCGUGGGGCUGCUGGCGGGGCUGGUGCACGCCGCCCUGGUGAAGCUGAAGGUGUGCAGGAAGAUGGUGAAGAGAUAUGACGUGGGGGCGCCCUCCUCCAUCACCAUCAGCCUGCCAGGGACAGACCCCCAGGAUGCAGAGAGGAGGAGACAGCUGGCUCUGAAGGCUCUGAACGAGCGUCUGAAGCGCGUGGACGACCAGUCGGCCUGGCCCAGCAUGGACGACGAAGACGACGAGGAGGACGACGAGAUCAGGACGGACACGCAGCCGCUCCUCCCCUCCUCCUCAGGGGGACCUGCCGGCGCCUCUCUCUCCUCCACCUCCUCAUCCUCAAUGUCACAGAGCAGCGGGGGGGCGUCCACGGGCGGAGCGCAGCACCCCGAGUCCAGCAUCAUUAGCUUCGAGGACGCCCCUUCUAGAUCGUAACAAAUUGAACACGCUGCGUAGAGAAACCCUCGCUCUUUGACUCCAAUGACAGUGAGAGAACACACACACACACACACACACGCACACACACACACACACACACACACGACCAGCUCAUACACACGGCCGUGCGCUCACAAACACACUGUUGGUAACUGUAUAGUGCUUUCAGUUCAGACAUGUUGUAAAUCUCAGUGUAGUUGGGCAAACUGGACCCUCAAAUUCUUCUCCUUCUUCCUGCAAAGACGAGCAGAAAUGCUGUCUUUUGUGGAGUUAAGCUCAACUCUCGGUCCUCUGCUUCAUGUCUCUUUCUCUUGCUUUCUAAAUAAAUAACAAAAUGGGUGUACAACAUUCUUUUUAUAGUUCUUUUUCGGAGCAGCCGUAGUUGUUCUCUGAUUGCCUGAGAAAUGCGUCAGUGACAAACACUGAAUUCUUGUCAGACGGUUGACCCUAAGGAGCGCUCACUGGGCCUUGAAGCGUACCCAGGUGUGUAACGGAGGAAGUAUGAAAAGCACGUACUCUGAGAUGUGCUGCCCGGAGGACAGAAGCUGCUGCAGGUCUGUCCUGCUGAAAAACUAUGAUACAAAACUUCAAGAUUUUGAAGAGGUGCCAGAUGAGAGGAAUCCAGACCAGGUUCAAUUGCUUCCUGGUGUGUCUCUGAAACAACAGGCCGACAAAUGCAAAGCCUCCCCAAACCUUUUUUGAUCCCGUUUGUUGUUCAGUGGAGAAAAAUUCUGAUAUAUUUUUUUUUUUCAAAAUCAAAAAACACCUUUUGUUCCUGUAAACAAACAAGAUACGUGAAUGGCGUUACCCCUACACACAGAUCUGUUGUGUGGAGGUUUUACGAGUUAUACGUUUUAGGUUCAUUUCAAACAUCCUCUUGUUCUGUUUUACACUUCCACCGUCUACGAUCUGAAAUGACACAAGAAUCGUCAAUAGCUAUUUAACUAUCUGAGUGCAUGUGAUACAGAGGGGUCUGUCGAGAUUGUGUGCGUCAUUUGCAGAGACGGGCAGGAGAAGGGUAGAGAUGAGGCGUGAUGGUCAUGCAGGUAUUUACAGAGUAGCAGAUGUAGAGUUUGUAUCUGUGCUGUCACUUGUUGUGUCUCGAGGAUAAACGACUGCGCAGACAUUAAACAGUAAUCAGCCAUUUCCCAACAACGUCCUUUGCAUUUAUAACAUCCUGUCAUUUCUAAACCUUGAUGCCAAACAGAGCUGGUGGUGAAUUAUUUUCUAGGGAGGUUGACUGGCAGCUAAAUUGUCCCAUUUAAAACGCAUCAUAGAUUCUAUGCAGAUCAAAAAGGUCAGAUGAUUUAUUCAUUUUGUUGACGGUCAUCGCUGUAGAUGUCGCCGCAGAUUAUACUAACGUUCAAGCCAUUAAAUUCCCAAUUUCCCUCCUGUCCUCGUCGAUUAAAGUCGGAAGCAGCCAAUACAUUAUUUCAGCUGUGCGAUCACGGUGAUGACAAAUCUUAUAAGUUGUGAUGUUCAAAGUCUUCCUGGGACAAAAGUGGAUUAUUGACAGUCUGACUAAGGUCAUUUGUCUUUUACUUCACAAAGCAUCCUGGAAACUAAAACGGUUUGAUUUCAAGUACCAUCAUCACCUCAGUAAGUCAUCAGAAGCAUUCCAAAUUACUAACAUUAAAUCUGGAGAAAAACAAUUUUAAUUUAAAGUUUAAUACAUUUUCAAUCAAGAGGAGUUUUGUUUUUUAUUUCUAAAAAUCUAAUACGUGUUAUUUAUUGCAGCGGCCUUACUGAUCGUUUUAUUUGUCACUAAUUGAGUUGGCAUUCAUUUAAACAAAUAAUAAUGAACAGAAGACAGGUUUUUUUCUGCCAUGUGUUGCCCUCUAUUAUAAAUGUCCGACCCCUGUUCACCCGGAUAUAUUGGCCUUUGAUCUGUAAUGUGAUUUUGGGAUGGUUAUUUGUUGAUAUCUGAUUAUCGAGCAAAUGGUGUUUGUAGUGGUAGAGGAUAUAUUGGUAUGUGCGGGGAAAUGGCGGAAAAGUCUGAUUCCUUGACUUGAUCAUUUUGUAGUUUGGAGUAAUAGCAUCACAAGAUUAGUUCUUGACACAUAGUGCCCUCUGACUCAAUGUGUUGACGCUACAAUGCUACCAGUUAAGGAACACAUGCUCCUGGGAAAUGGUUGACUUUCUUGACAACAAACAGUCACGUUCAAACUUUCAACAGCUUCCAUUUUGUCCCCUUUAGAUUUCCAACCCGUGCUUCAGUUUGAAUCUGACAGUGCGCUCCAGAUGAACAAUGUGAAAUACGGCAAAUUCAGAUGAAACAUACGGUUUGAACUCUUAGUUUAGCAUUGAGAAACGGUUGCUUUUCCCCCGUAUGGAAAGGUGUAAUGUAUGGGAAGUGAUAAGCCAUAAUCGAGUGAUGUGAUUCUGUGUGUUCUGUGUUUCUCCUUCUGCUCAAGUCACUCUGCUCUUAUUUUGGCAACAAGAUGUUUACGUUGGUGUCUACGCUUUAAUUAAAUAUGAAUGAGGUAUUGAUAUAACUGAAUGGACAGAAAUGAAAGACGGCUUCAGGUUGUAGAAGGCAGAGCUCAAAUGUCUGUAGCAAAGUAGCAAGGGUGGAAAAGUGUCAAAACUAAUUACAGAUUUGAACCGCGCAAUGACAGUUUUAUGGUGUCAUCUCACCUUUUUUUAAUUGCGAGUUACUCGGUUUGGCUUAGCUGCUAGGCUUGCAUCAUACCUUAGAGUCAGCAAUGCAGUGAAACACGUUCUUACAUGGAUGCCAACGAUGCAGUUGUGUAAUCCGGUGAAGUUGUGUAAUCCGGUGAAGUUGUGUAAAUGAAGCGUGUUGGAAUGCUCUAGUUGGCAGUCAGAGGUUUCAUUCAGCCUGGCCACACCUCCAUACCUGAUCCCUUUUUUCUUUCUUCCUGUAUUUACAUUUGUUCUGGCUGUAAACAUCCUCAAUGAGAAGAAAAGAGACAGACUGUCAGUUUGAAUAAUGCCAAUUUACCGUCGCUCUUGAAAAGUAGAAGAGCUACAGGCGAGGAUAAUGAGUGUGUUGUCGUUUUAGGUUAUAAUCAAGCACUUUUAUUGCUGGAAUUCAAUGUGGUUAAAGACACGGUUUAUAAGUGUUUGUCCUGUACACUAGUAUCUUGUCAUUAUUAAAGACACACCGCAGACAGGAAGCCAAUUUGAAACCCUUAAUGAGUGCUUUGGCAGCUUUACCCAGACAAUUCGAUUCUCCCUGGAUGGUAUCCUGUCAAAGUGGCCAAUUAAAGUCCAGUUUCUCUUAUCAUUUUUUGUGUAAACUGGAAAAGAAAUUGUUUUAAUGACACCGCCGGGGAGAAAACAGCUCAUGGACAAUUUACAUUUCAAAGUUGCUAAUUUGCUUAUUUUUGAAAGGCUGGCAACAAAUAUCCUAUUAAAUCUAAUUGUUUGGAGACUUUGGGGAAACAUCUUGUAAAUGAAAGCUGUCCUCCUGCCCUGAAAUGAAUGACAUCAUAUGAGACUGCUCUGUGUGUGUGUGUCCUGUUGGGAAGGGGGGGUUCAUUCACAGCAAUGUUUUACUUUUAUCAAAUAGUUUUCACUACUUCCUUUUCUGUCCCUACUUUUGCACCAACAGAUCGUGUUCAUACUAAUGACAGGCGUUCUCUCUAUCUAUCUCUGUUGCACAGACUUUUCUGUUUUGGUUUUCAGAUAUUUGACUUUAUCUCUAUAUGAAAUAAAAGACGAUUGUAUGAAAUAAAAAUAUGUUUUUCA